AUGAACAAGGCGAGGGAGCGGCCCACGUGGCCCUAUAUGGGCGCGCAAGUAGCCCUCUAUCAUGAUUUAUCCCCGAUGACGCUGGACGCCCGGAGAGCUCUUUGGUCAGUUACCGCCAUGCUGAGGGAACGUGGGAUCCCGUACAAAUGGGGGUUCCCGUUCGCCCUUCUUGCUCGUGCCCAGGAUGGAUGGAUCUCUGCCCGCCACCCGGAUGACGUGCUGAGCCUGUUGGAGGGACAGGGCCUGCCGCCUAUGCUGGUCUGCAACUGGAUCAUGGAGUCACUGGGCCCACGACCCCGACCUCAGAGAAUGCCCCGGCGGCGAAGAGGGGCGACCCCGCCGGGUCCCCCGCCACGUAGACGUCCGGACCACAGAGACCCAGGGGAGUGA
This is a messenger RNA of Pelobates cultripes (western spadefoot toad), 390 nucleotides long. The record is from the annotation of a GenBank genome assembly. NCBI's taxonomy places the organism in Eukaryota, Metazoa, Chordata, Amphibia, Anura, Pelobatidae.